This is a messenger RNA of Papilio machaon (common yellow swallowtail), 3491 nucleotides long. Its product is annotated as thyrotropin-releasing hormone-degrading ectoenzyme. Gene Ontology annotation, molecular function: metalloaminopeptidase activity; zinc ion binding; peptide binding. Lineage: Eukaryota; Metazoa; Arthropoda; Insecta; Lepidoptera; Papilionidae. Gene Ontology annotation, cellular component: cytoplasm. Gene Ontology annotation, biological process: proteolysis; peptide catabolic process. The coding region runs from base 175 to 3432 and encodes 1085 amino acids. The record is from RefSeq and is a predicted model, not a curated record. The transcript is spliced from 28 exons.
CGUGUUUUAUUAAUGAAAUUUAAUAUUACAAGUGUUAUAAAGUGUUUCAAUUGAUUUUUCUAAUCGUUUAAUUGAUUACGUUAAUCUGUGUGCAAUUUUUUGUUUGUGACGAAAAAGAGGUACUCGUGUUUUGCGAUUUUCAGUAAAUUUUCGUGAUGCCGUGGUUGGUGUGAGAUGGACGGCAUACAGAUGGAGCCCAUCGGCAAAUAUAAAGCCGAUCGAAACGGUUCGGCGAAAACCGCCGCUUGGCGAAACAUGGUCGAUCAGGAUUUGGACGACGUAGCUUUUCUUGCGGAUACGGACAAAGCGAGAGAGGCGAGGGAACUAGAAGCACCUGUGGCGGUCUGCUCGCAACGUAAAGCACUAUGUCUUACCGCGUUGGUCUUCACAGCAAUAUUCGCCACCGCUUUACUUGUAGUAUACGCGAGUCCUCAACCAGAUUGUCCGUGCGCUGGAGGCAGUCCACUCAUACCAGGACAAGCACCCACUGAACCAGAAACCAGUGUAUCAUCAGCUAACAAUGAUUACAAAGAUAGAAUAGCAUCGAACGGUGCAGUCUUCCCUUGGCGCGGUGCUCGUCUUCCUACAUUCAUGGUACCAAUACACUACAGUCUCUGGUUACACCCUAAUCUUACGACCGGGGAACUACGUGGUGAAGUAUCAAUAGAUUUUAGAGUGGACCGUGAUACUGGUUUCUUAGUACUCAAUGUGAGAGAUAUGAAUGUAACAGAGCGGGCAUUGUUUAAAAGUGGAGGCUCGUUAGGACCAAAGAUAGUGAAGACUUUAGACUACCCGCCUGCUGAUCAGACCUAUAUUGAGUUUAAAGAGAAACUUCGUCGGAAGUUCAAUUACACUUUGAGUCUUCGUUUCAUUACCAAAUUAGGUAAAGGUGAUAAACAGAGAGGUUUCUUCCUAACCGGAACACAUAGACGACGUUGCGCUGUGUCUCGUUUCUGGUUGACACAUGCUCGUUCAGCUUUCCCUUGUUUAGAUGAGCCUCAUUUGAGAGCUACGUUUAAACUUACUAUUGUUAGAGACAGGUUUCACGUUUCGUUGACAAAUAUGCCGAUAGUAGCAACAGAAGAGGCAGGCUUCUAUUUGGGACAUAGAUUGCUACAAGAUGAAUUCGCACAAUCACCACCGAUAUCGCCUCAUAUGAUAUCAUUAGCGGUAUGUCGGCUGCAGCGACGAGCUGCACCACUCAAUACUUCUGAUGUAAACCCAGAGUCAGAAGAUGUAUCAACUGAGAUCAGCUUGUAUAGUGAUCAGGAAACAAUACUGAAUGAGUCCGGACCUCUACUUGAAUGGGUACAAAGAACUAUUCAACUAUUCUCAUAUGAACUUAACACUUCAUAUCCACUGCCCAAAUUUGAUAUAGUAGUGGUUGAUGGAAGUAAUCCAUAUUCAGAGGGAUGGGGCUUAAUUAUUCUAGAUCCUGUCACACUUACAGAUACCAAAAUUAUCGCAAAAUUAAUAGCACAACAAUGGUUUGGUGGGUUAGUAUCUCCUCGUUGGUGGAGUUCUCAAUGGCUGAUGGAAGCUCUGACAUCAGUGCUAAGUGAGAAAGCAACACCGCUAAGUGAUGCUACCGCUGAGAGAGAGGAGGACGCACUGCUGUUAGACCACGUGUUACCUGCACUUAGAUUGGAUUCGAGCUAUUCUGUACGUGCGGUAGCGAAUCCGAGACUAGAGAGAGCUGAUAUAGAAACCACGGCUGAAGAAUUAUCAUUACAUAAGGGUGCGGCCAUAGUGAGUAUGGCUAUAGAAGCUGCGGGGGAAGCUGCGGGGCGCGCGGCGUUGGCAAGAUUACUUAGAGAUCAUCGCUUCUCCAGUACUGAUGCUAGAGAUCUGUGGCGUGCGCUACAGAAAAACGGUACAGAUGAGACACCAGCACACGCGUGGGACGGCUGGUGUGACAAAGCCGGGUAUCCGUUACUAUCCGCACGGAUAUCCGGACCUGAUGUCAUUAUUAGACAAGAGCGAUUCGUGAUGAGUGCUGAACCACCUGACCCUGAGCCUGUGAUGAUGAACAGCCUCCUAACUAUGGACUUAAGAGCUGAUCUAGACGAGUUAUUCUACGAACCUGAAAAUUACACGGAAAUAAUAGAAGAAGAUAUAAACGCAACAACAACAACACCACAACCGACAACAACAACAAAAAGAACAACAAUAAAGACAACAAAAGCCCCCCCAUUACCUAAAUGGGUUAUCCCAGUUACAUUCUCAGUUGGUCCAUUAGAGAACAAUGAUGAAGAGGAAAAUGUAACAAGAAUAUGGAAGAAUACAACUGAAAGCAUACAUAAUGGAACUUGGUAUGAAAUAAGUAAUGAUACGAAAAUACAUCGAAUUUCUCGUUGGGCGGAAAAUGUAACACAUUUAAUAUGGAUGAACGAAACUGAAAUGGUAAUACCAGAUUUGGGCAAACACAAAUGGGUUAGGUACAAUGUUGGAGCGAGAGGACUGUAUAGAGUCGCUCCACAAGAUCAUGCGGCAGGAGAGACAGCAGAAGUGUUAGCGCAGCGCGCAGCAGAAUUGUAUGAUAAUGGUAUGCCAGCUGAGAGAGCUCUGUUGUUAGACGAUGCGUUUAUAUUGAGCCGAGCUGGUCGGUUACCAGCUAGUAGAGCGAUGGCGGCCGCUGCUCGUCUUAGUAACGAGCAUCAUUGGGCACCAUGGCGAGUGGUCCUCACACAUCUAUCCUGGUGGAAGGAACUGCUGCGGCUCUCAGCUUCCGCACCACAUCUCAACAGGCUCCUCAGUCAGCUACAUCCAGAUGUACAGGUGUAUACACAACAACAGAUAGAAACAGCUGGAUUGACUGAAGAUCAACUUUGGCUAAGUGGAGCUCUACUUAUGGCGGGAGUUGAGUGGGAGAAUGAGAACAUAACGAACCAAGCUUUAGAUCUCUUCGACGCUUGGUUUGAACGGAAUGAAACUAUACCAGAAAUAUACCAAGAAGCUGCGUUAGUUGCGGGGGUUAGAUCUCGUGGCGCUGUAGCCUGGCAUCGUGUAUGGAGAGAACUUCUCUCUCAGACUUCUCACUCUAUUAGAGCUGCGAAGUUGUUACCCGCACUCGCAGCGCCUGAUGAUGACUGGCUAUUCUAUAGGUUUGCAUACACGGUGUUAUCGAGCGAAGCACAGCGCGGUCGCGACUGGAAGACAUGGGCGACCGCACUCUGCGCAGGCGCCUGCAAAUGGCGUGGUGCCGCUGGGGUAUGGAGGGUGGUGUCGCGCGCGGGUGCUCUGCCCCCCGGCGCGCUGCAGGCCGCCGCACGUUGUCUACAUCACCCCACUGAUUACUGGAGGUUUAAGGAGUUAUUUGGUGAAGAACGCGGUGCUGCAGCAGCACUGGACACGAUAGCAUUGAACUCGGCGUGGGUGCCUCGCGCUGAUUCAGAUCUACUCAGAUAUUUUAAGGCUGUUAGAACACUAUAGGCAAUUUUUAUAGCUUUCGAAUGCGAUCCAUCUAUUUAGGUGUCAGAUGUAACUAUUUU